Molecule: messenger RNA, 1529 nt
Organism: Bursaphelenchus okinawaensis
Lineage: Eukaryota; Metazoa; Nematoda; Chromadorea; Rhabditida; Aphelenchoididae
Source: the annotation of a GenBank genome assembly
AUGGUCGUGGACUGUCUUAUUGAAUUGUGUCAGCCCAAGCCCUCUUCCGACAGCCAAACCCCCUCCGGCUCUAAUGUUCCGGUCAAUCCCAUUUUUCAGGUAAUAUGAUUAAUAUUUAUUCAAUUUCUUGGCCUUUCUUAUGACAUUUUUUCUUAUUUUUUGUGUAAGAUUGUAAAGUAACUUUGACCUUUGACCAAAUUUUUUAAAAAAUUUAAAAUUUUGUGUCUCGACACGAAAAACCUGAAUAAUUAAAUUUAAUGCCAAACAAACUGAACUUUUACAAAAGUAUCUUUAUGUAUAAUAUAAUAUUUUUACAGUAUUAUAAACUCAUUUUACUAUCAAAAAUUAUAAAAUUCUAGUAUUGUAAACUCAUUUUACUAUUCUUGGUCUAUAAUAUUAUUUUUAUCAUUAGCCUUUAAGGAAGAUGACAAAGCAUACUUCACAUGCUGUAACUUAGUGCACGUUAUCGACUUGGCCAAAAGCUUGAUAUUUGCCAAGAUAUUCAUCUACAGUGUUUUGUUAGCCGGCUCUUUAAGCACCAAUAUCCAGCCGUUGAUUGAAUUCGGUGAGUUCUCUAUGGUAAUAUAAUGCUUAAGACGUUGUUUAAUAGUAUAAUUGGUUUAAAAAAGUGGCAAAACUUUAGAAUAUUGGCCUAAAAGUGUGUAGAAUCUUGAUUUCUUUAAAAAAUAUUACUUAUAACGAUGCUUUCUUUUAAAUUUUUCGAAUUUUUUGGUCUAAAACGUCAUAUUUGAUUAAAACUUUGCUUUACUACAGAUAUCUUCAUACAUGUUGAUCUCACAAAUGUUUACCUUGUUGUUAUUUAUCCUAAUUUGCAGGUUUUUUCCUAGCCUUCGGACUAGCCCUUCUGAGUUAUGCGGCUUUGUUCCUGGGGAUGCGCCGAAAGCGGUUCCAUUUGUUCAUACCGUACUUCUUUGUGAGUUUUGUGUUAAUUGUUAUUGGUAGGUCACUUUCCGUAUAUACUCAUGAACAUCUUCAGCUGUGGUUCAUCUGUUUGUCGACUUCCUGGAUAGCGCAAACACUCGAGAUACCAUGAGUUCGGAACGAGUUUCGUCCUUCAUAAUGCAGGUAGGUAAUGUUUGUUGUUAUUGGCAUUCAGGUCUUUUGUUGUUUGUGGCAUCAGAAAUUAUACUUUUGAUUUGCGGGGUGAUAAUGUGGAAAGUUAUAAAUUAUACUCUAACUUUUAACUACAAUUUCCAAUUCUAGUUACGUUUACUGCCAUUUGGAAUACUUUACACUCCUUUAAAGUCACGUUUCUCUGACUAAUGCCAUUUCUUUUGCUUUGUUUGUGGACUCAUGAACCUUUGAAGUUUGAAAGCAGCUUUGGUUUAAACUCUUCUUUGUCCCGAAAUCAUAAAUUUCAGAUUGGAUUAAUCGUGUUUGAAGUGUACUGCUUGCUGGUGGUGUGGCGAGUGUUCAUCUACGUGUGUGACGCUCGGUCAGUGGAGGAGGUGGAGGAGAAGCGACUGAUCAAGCAGAAAAUGUACGAUAAUUACGAAAUAGCCUUCUGA